GCCUGCCCUCAAGAUGCUUCAGCCGAUACCACUCGUCCACUCUGCCCUAGCAGUCAAGGAGGCAGACAAGAUGUCUGCAGCACAGUGAAACCUGGCAGCGUCAAAGUGCAUGCAAGAGAUCGCGGUUCGUGGUUUCAUCAAGCUCAUCGAGUACGCCCUGAGCACCAUGGACGGGCCGCUGCAGAUGCCUCACAAGUGAAAGGACAUGGUGUACUACACGACCCUUGGUUCAGGCACCUCCAAGGCGAAGACCUUCAUGGAGAAACCGUCGACCGUCCUAACCAAGUUCAAGAGCUACAAGGCCGAGUACACGAAAGUGUGGCUCUGGCUUGACACGAACGACAAGAACACAUAGUCUGAGCUGCCGUCUGGGACCAACACUCAGGACUCCCUAGAGGAGCUCAACGACGCCAUGUGGUUCGAGUCGGACAUGUACAAGCGGGACAAGGCUAGAUCGGACAAGGCAGACGCUGAGGUUGCGGCUUUCUUCUCUCGGGGGGCGGCGGGGAGCGUCGACCCCGCCGGCUCCCCAGCCGGCUCCCCCGCUACCGGGGCAGGCACCGGGGAGAGCGUUGACAGAGCAGGGAGUCCACCUGCAGGUCAGUGACCGGCGGCGCAAGCGGCGUUGGCUGAGAUGGAGGUCCGCCAGGAACCGAGAGGUACGCCGAUGUCGUUGGCCGCCGCCGCCGCCGCCAAAAUCCGCCGGGAACAGGAGCGAGAGCAGGAUAGGGGCGGGGACGAGGGCGAGAACGAGGGCGAGGAGGUGCCUGAGUGGUGGGUCUUCCCCUUCCUGCUUCUCACAGCGGCGUACAGCCCGUGGAGCGGUCAGGCCCCGUCGGAGUGGAAGCACCUCGACUCUUCGGACGGGCCGUCUAUAAAGCGGAAGGGCGGGGACGUCACCGUGGACUCUGAAAACCCCGUGUGCAGCCCCGCGGUGAUGUCUCGCCUUAACCCCAACGGCGACGCUUUGAGCCGAAGCAGCAGGAGAGGAAAGCAGCGGCCGACAAGGAACUACAAGAAGCCCGGAAGGAAGCCCUUGAGACGAAGAAAAAGGGCCUGGCCGCCUUGGAGGCUGCGAACACACAUAUCGAAACCAUAGGCGCGAACAUGAAGAGGAUGGUCGAGCUUAAGCAGGCGGAGGCUGUGGGCAUCAAGCGUGAGAACAAGAUCAAGGCUCUCGAGAAAAGAAUUAUGCUGCGUCUGGGGGAUGAGACAGAGAACUGAGCGGAGCUCGAGUUCUUGCUAAACGAGUUUUUGUCAUCCCAUUACAGUUGUCUUGCGUGUUGGCAUGUGAUCGUUGUUCAAAGAAAGGCGGUUGCGUGUUCAUCAUCUCGGUGUAUUUUUGAAACAAAAGGCGCAAUAGAAUACCAACUCUUUCGCACGCGACCAACAUGCAGGGAGGGGGGAAGGGCGGG
This is a messenger RNA of Ectocarpus sp. CCAP 1310/34, 1415 nucleotides long. NCBI's taxonomy places the organism in Eukaryota, Phaeophyceae, Ectocarpales, Ectocarpaceae. The record is from the annotation of a GenBank genome assembly.